Molecule: messenger RNA, 8402 nt
Organism: Gambusia affinis (western mosquitofish)
Lineage: Eukaryota; Metazoa; Chordata; Actinopteri; Cyprinodontiformes; Poeciliidae
Gene: jph3b
Product: junctophilin 3b
Exons: 6
Coding region: 2630-4990 (786 amino acids)
Biological process (GO): regulation of synaptic plasticity
Cellular component (GO): endoplasmic reticulum membrane; junctional membrane complex; plasma membrane
Source: RefSeq, a predicted model, not a curated record
UUGGAACAGUCCUCUCUAAUGAGCAGAUUUUCUGAGAGAGAGAGACAGCUACAGAAAAAUCACGGAGAGAGAGAGACAGCGAUCCGGCCGUCAGAGGAGACUGGGAGCGGGGCAGCAGCAGGCUGUGCGUCAGCCGGUGCUCCAUAGGGAAACAUGGAGAUGAGCAGGAGAGGACGCGGAGCAGCGCGGAUCACAUAGAUGGAUGUUGUUUAAUCAAAACAGGCAACAACCAGGCAACCUGAAGGCAACCCACGCAGAGGAUAAACCACUUAUGGACGCAGUGGAUUAAACCUGCAUUCAGACUGAGGCAGAAAGAGCGAGAGGGGAAAUUCAUCAGUUUACUUCUUUAUUUUUUAUUGUCGGAGUGUGCGCACUUUGUUUCUCUCUCUGAGUGUGUUUGCGUGUGCGGGUGCGUGUGAGUGUGUGUGUGUGUGUGUGUGUGUGGCUGCAGAAGGUAGGAGACUGCAUUGCUGUUCAGCCUUCAAAGCUGAGUAUCUUUGUGUUUUCCCCCAUUUUCACUCUCUCCCUCCCGCAUGCAUUGUGCGGUAACACUCAAUAUGCAUGUGAGAAGGAAAAGACAAUGAGUCUGAAGUGAGAGCCUUUUUUACAUUUUUUUUAUUUUUCUGGAUUUUUGGGAAUAAGCUAAGAGGAGAAAAUAUUUUUCAUUUCCAUAAAUAUUUUUAAAAAAUUUUUUUGGAGGGCCUUGACCGGGUUUGAGCCUCCGCAGGGAAACUUCUCGGCAUCAUCAGGUAGGAGGCGGCAGAACAAGUGGGCCUGAGUGGGAGGAAGAGUUUGUGUCGUAGACUGUGUAGGCCUGAUGGGUGAAACUCCAGCUGAGAGAUGAUAAUGGCAACUCCGGGCCAACUCUUCUCCUCUCCCACCUGCAUCGGCUGCAGAGGACCCGGGAGGUGCUAGCUGAAGCUGAUCAGAGCCCAGCGGGAUGAUGGUGUGAUCAGGGUCCGGCUGGAAGACCCCUCUUUCAUCCUUCACCUCCUUUCAUUGAAAACAGAGGUGGGGCCUCCUUUUCCAGCCUCUUCACCCCCAAACUCCUUGGUACAGGUGUGCGAUACGCCAUAUUUUGGUAUCGAUCCAAUUAAAUACAGCGCCAGCAUCGCUGAUGUUAGAUACUGAUAUUUUUAUUAAGUUUGAUACAUCAUCAAAAUUAGUGUUUUUGUGAUUUUUUUUCGCCCUUUAUUUUGUUAAAACCUAGGUAAGAAUUUGGACCCCUGUAAAGGUGUGCUAUAAUAUAUUGAUAUUGAUCCAAGUAAAUACAGCAGCAGUAUCUCUGAUACAGAUACCGAUAUUUUUAUUAUUUAAGUUUGAUACUUCAUCAAACUUUGUGUUUUUUUUUCUCCUUUGAAUUAUUUCAUUAAAAUCUAGGACAGAAUUCGGACCCCAGUGAAGGUGCACGAUAACAUUAAUCAAAGUAAAUACGGUGGCUCUACCGCCGAUAUCAAUACAGAUAUUGAUAUCUUUGUUAUCUAAGUUUGAUACUUCAUCAAACUUUAUGUAUUUUUUCCUCAUUUGAAUUACUUUGAUAAAACCUAGGAUAGAAUUUGGGCCCCAGUAGAAGUGUGCGAUAUGGCAUAUUUUUAUUCCAGUCCAAGUAAAUACAGCGGCAGUAUCGCCAAUACAGACACCGGCAAUAACUAUAUUGCCAAUAUUUUUAUAAUUUAAGUUGGAUACAUCACCAAACUUUGUGUUUUUGUGGGUAUUUUCCCCAGUUUUAAUUAUUUUGUUGAAACUUAGGACAGAAUUUGGGGAAAGUUUAUUUAGGGGUGUUUUGAUCUGCAGUGAAAACGUUUUGACUGACAGACCCAGAUCGGCCAAAAUUCGGAAUCUGCUGAUCUGGCUUUUUAAAGAUUGGUCAGAAAACUGCAAUCGGUUCAUCCCUCGUGUUUUUUUUUCUUUUAAUUAUUUUGUUAAAACCUACGACAGAAUUUGAACAACGUUUAUAUGUUAGAGUGCACCAAUAAAUUGAGUAGCUGAUACAUCAGUCCCAAUUUCCUUAAUUUUUGGAGAUUGAUGAUCGGCUGACUUUUUUCUACCUCAACAAAAGUCUAAAAAUCAGCCACUGUCCUCUUUUUUCUCUGCUGUGAAAAAGGUUUGACUGGCAGACUGGCCCACCCAGGCAUGGCUUCAUGUUUCCAGUUAACAGUAAUCUCCCCACUGCUACCAACUUAAUGACUUUUUUUAUUUUAUUUACCAACAUUUCAAACAUAAAAAACCCCUGAUAUCUGCCAAAAUUAGAAUCAGUAGACCACAGAUUGGCCAGAAAACUGCACUUUUGUGAUGUUUUUCCUUUGAAUUAUUCCAUAAAAAUAAAAUUUGGACUAAAUUUGUACAAAAUACUUUUAAUAACAUGAUAAACAGAAAGUAUAGAAGAACAGAACAAAUCUGUGUGCAUUUUAGCUAAAUAAACAAAAUCUUUGAGAAACUACAGUACCGAAAGUAAAAUAACCUGAAACUAAAGAAUCGAUCUGAUCGGUCUGAUCUUAUCUGUAUUUUUUGGAUCGAUCCGCCCACCUCUGGCACCAACCUGCCCUUCUUUUUCCUCCCUCUCUUUUCUUUUUCUUUUUUUUUUCUUUUUGUCGAGGCUUCGGGGGAAUUGCCAAGAGCUGUUUCAUGCAUGUCCACUGGCGGCAGGUUCAACUUUGACGAUGGGGGGUCAUACUGCGGAGGGUGGGAGGAGGGCAAGGCGCAUGGCUACGGGAUCUGCACGGGACCCAAGGGCCAGGGCGAGUACUGCGGCUCCUGGGCGCACGGCUUCGAGCUGCUCGGCGUCUACACCUGGCCAAGCGGGAACACCUACCAGGGCACCUGGGCCCAGGGGAAGAGGCACGGCCUGGGCGUGGAGAACAAAGGCCGCUGGGUGUACAAAGGCGAGUGGACGCACGGCUUUAAGGGACGCUACGGUGUGCGGGAGAGCACCGGGACGAGCGGGAAGUACGAGGGGACGUGGAACAACGGGCUGCAGGAUGGCUACGGGACGGAGACGUACUCGGACGGAGGAACAUUUCAGGGUCAGUGGGUCGGAGGGAUGCGUCACGGCUACGGCGUCCGGCAGAGCGUUCCAUACGGCAUGGCGGCCGUCAUCCGCUCUCCUUUACGCACCUCCAUAAACUCUCUCCGUUCUGGUUCGGAGCACAGCAACGGAACCGCGCUGCUGGACCGAACGGGCGCCCUGGUUCCGGGCCCGCCCACGGUUCCGGGAACUCUGACCACCAGCGUCUCCAUGUGCAGCACGGGCAGCAGCGGCAGCAGCCCAGCGGUGUCCCGCGGAGGCUUCGUGUUGACGGCGCACAGCGAGGCGGAGCUGCUGAAGGGGAAGAGGAAAGGAGGAUUGUUCCGGAGGUCCAUCCUGUCCGGCCUCAAGCUCAGGAAGUCCGAGUCCAGGAGCUCUCUGGCGUCGCAGAGGUCCAAACAGAGCUCGUUUCGGAGCGAGGCUGGGAUGAGCACCGUCUCCUCAGCUGCAUCGGACAUCAACUCCACCAUCAGCCUCGGAGACGCAGACGCAGAACUGGCGGUCGCGGACGACGACGUUGACGCCACAGCGACGGAGACGUACUGCGGGGAGUGGAAGAACGACAAGCGGACGGGAUUCGGCGUGAGUCGGCGGUCCGACGGGCUGCAGUACGAGGGCGAGUGGCUGAGCAACAAGCGACACGGCUACGGCUGCACCACGUUCCCCGACGGCACCAAGGAGGAAGGGAAAUACAAGCAGAACAUCCUGGUGAGCGGCAAGCGGAAGAACCUGAUCCCGCUCCGCGCCAGCAAAAUCCGGGAGAAGGUGGACCGAGCCGUGGAGGGGGCCCAGAAGGCGGCGGACAUCGCCCGGCAGAAGGCCGAGAUCGCUCUGUCCAGGACGGCUCACGCGCAGGGCAAAGCAGAGGCGGCGGUGGGAGCCGCGCAGAAAGCCCACGAGGAGAGUCGGAUGGCGAGGGUCACCGCCAAGCAGUUCUCCCCGUCCUUCCAGCACCCUGGAAACGGAAUGGAGGUUCAGCGACCCAAACGUCAGGUUUCCAGUGAAGUUGAGGGUGAGGGCCUGUCGAGUAGCGCCGGCACCGCGGAAAGCCCAGAUCUUUACACAAAAAGUGUUGGAUCUGAUGACCCCUCCAUCGAUGCCGCGACCCCCGACCUCAGCCCACCGUCUUCUUCACCUCCCCACACGCCGCCGCCACCUGCGCGACCGUCGCAGCGAAGCAAAAGCGCCCGAUUCCACCGGCAGAGCGCCGUGGACCACGGAGACCGGGGGAAGGACGGCGGUGAGAAAGGGGGAGAAAAGGGACACAUGGAGAUUCAAGUGCUGAUGGAGGGAGGCGGCGAGGGAGGACUGAAGCCGGAGAAUCCACGCGCCAACAGCUGGAGCGAGGACAGGAAGAGGGGGGUGCUGUCGAAAGGUGGCGGCGGGAUCAGUGGCCGUGGAGGAAGCCGGACCAACGGACACAAACACAGCUCCUCCAAUCACAAAUCGCGGGAGCACGGCUCGUCCAAUCACAGGCAGGCUAGGGGCGACAGGUGGACAGAGUCAUCUUCGUCCGCCACUUGGACGUCUGGGCACAGGGGGACGCACGGCAGGGGUGGCCGGCUGCUGGAGCAGGACGAGGAGAAGAUCAGCAACUACGAGAUGGAAAUGAAGCCUUUACAGCCCAGAGACUCCACUACCCACAAGCCCCAUGGGCACGGGGAGGAGCGGCACGGGCACGGAGAGGGGCGCUCCCACGGCGCGCCGCGGCAGAGGCACAAGAACCGGGAAGGGAGGGACGGGGGCAAGGACUCGACACACAAGGGGGAGAAAAUGGAGUCGCGGCCAAUACGACGAGACCUCACCCUGUCCCCGCCUCUGAAGUCCUCCCCCAUCAUACCCGACCGGCAGGACCUCAGCCUCACGCCCUGCAAGGUGAACUCGGCCUACAGCUCCAUCCUGGUUGCCAUGGUGAUUCUGCUCAACAUCGGAGUGGCUAUUUUGUUUAUCCACUUUUUUAUUUAAAGGCGGCGAUGCUUUCAGAGUCAACCUACCUAUGCCAGAAACACGACGAAAACCACGAGUAUUACAGCAAAUCUGCUGCCCCUCCGUGCGUCCCGGCCGACGGAAGACCCGGACCGAGGGCUGGAGAGGGAGAACCGAGGCCGAGCCGGGUCCGGUCCGGGUGGAGGAAGAGCUGAGGCCAAAGAAUAGGACAGCAGGUUUGGUCCAGGGAGGAACCUGGACUUGUGUGACCCAAAUGGGCUGACUUGAACACACAGACAGGACUGGCAGACUUUUUCAUUGUUAAAUCAUAGUUUUCGACAGAUUUGUAACUUCAGAUUUAUUUAUUGACUUUUUUUUCUUCCCAUGUGCAAUAUGUUGAUGGUUGUAUUGUUUAUUUUUGCAACUCACCCUCUUCUCUCUGACCCCCCUGCCUUUUAGUUCCUCCACCUCCCCAGCGGCUGUUACUGAUGGUACAGGUGGUGAAACCCGGGCGGUGAAACCCUCAUUUCACCUCGUUUGUCAUGCAUGUGUGCAUGUGCGUGUGUGUGUGGGUGUGUGGGUGUGUGUGUGUGUGGGUGGGUGUGUGUGUGUGUGUGUGUGUUCUCCAGUUGCAUCCAGAGUUGGGCAGAAUAGCACUACUUAUUUAUACAUAUUUUUAUUCGAGUAAAAGUAAAAAGUAUUCUUUCAAGAAAUUACUCAAGAGGAAAAGUCUACUCAAGUACUGGGCAACUGAUCAAAUUAUCAAUCAUUUAAUGUUUAAAAAAUACAUUAUCAGAUGGACCAAAAGUUAAGUGGAAUUUCUGGUAUUUUAAGGACAAAAAAUAAAAAUUAUUCUUAUAAGUGACAAAAACUAAAAUAUAUAUUUUUUCCAAACCAGUUUCUUUCAAUGAAAAAAACUUCUGAAAUUUUUACAAAAACUGCAGGUCUGUGUCUGUGUCUGGUGAACCUUUGACUAAAUUGUUUGAUUUUCAUUGAGAGGGUAGAAAAUCCAGAAAGCAGCGAUACUUCAUAAUAAAAAUUACUCAAGUAAAAGUAAACAGUACAGUAUAGUAAAAAUAUUUCUAAAGGUAUUUUUUUCAAAAAGUUACUCAAGCAAAUGUAACUAGUUACUACCGAACUCUUUGCAUCUGAAUGUUAUGAAUAUUAUCAAGCAAUUAUCAAUAUUACAAGGUAACAGCAUAAUACUUUCUGCUCUCCUACAAACACGUCAGUGAAAGGACGAAGUAGGGUUGCCAAAUGUCCCGUAAUUUAAGCCGCUCUGAUUUUGACUACAGCCUCCAAUUGGGAUUUCCAAACAGUAGAUGGCGCUACUCUCCUUACUUACCUAGACCCAGACAAAAAUUUAAUGUCGAAGUAGAAAGCUCUGCGCAAAUGUGCUUUUACUGCAAACAUUCUUGUGGUCAGAAGUGACAGCUUAUUUGGAAACAAUUAUUUUAGAAAUCUACAACAAACGGGAGACUCUGCAACUGCAAAAAGUAAUGGGAGCAAAAUAAUUUGUGGGUUAAACUUGUCAGUGAUCAAAUUUUUUGCAGUUUGCCGUCAGUUUUCAACAUGGAGGUGAAAACGAUUAAUCUCAGCUGUUUACAUAAAACUUAAUGAUAAGUAAUGUGCUUUUGACCAACAAUGCAGGUUGGUAUUGCAUUAGUUUUUAAUUGUAUCUACACUUUGCUGGAAGAUGCAGACUUUAAAAAUCCUUCUGCUUACUGGGGACAUAAUCAGAUGAAAACGUAAGGAAAUUAAUAAUAAUUAGUAUUUAUUAACUUUAACUGUCUCCUCAAAUACUAUCACAUGCAGGUCAAUGGGGACAUCGGCGUCCUCAUGGCAGUUAAAGGAUUAAGAAAUAUUGUUCGAUGACGUCACAAUCGACACAUUAGGUCAUUAAGCCUCACACCUGAUGUAGCUGUCCCGCAUUUUGGGGCCGCUGAGUUUUCAAGUGUAAUACAUCUCAAAUCUUCUUUGAGUUGAAUAUUUGAAAUUAAAAAUCCAUAGCAACGUUUGGAUGAGCAAUGCUAAAAGUAUUAGCAUUUCCUCCGUCAUCCAGAGGAAGUUAGCUAAACAGCUAGCUAACGCUUGAGUUGGAAAUAACCCAUUCUUUGAUUAUUUUGUCGCUAAAUUCACAAAUAGUUUCCAACUUUUUUUCUUUUCUUUUUUUACCAGAAGAGCAUCCCAAAAUUACAAGAAGGUCAUUUAAAAAGCUUGGAUAUAUUUAUUAAAGCCUGACAAGACAAGCUCAGCAAGUCUGUGAUUCUUUCCUUGAAAAAGACUCAGUCGUUUCAAAGAACUGCUAUUGAUAAUUUGGUGAUGAAGUGUUAAAAGACAACGUAUUUCCUUAUCUCUAAAACCAAUACAGAACUUAAGAUGCUCAACAUUCCUAAACGUUUUUGUGUAGCAGUUUAUAUAACAUUGCAACAUUAUCCUGGCAUUAUUUAUAUUGACUUUCUUUUCUUUCAACUUUAUUUUUGUGUUGCUAAAACUUUAUUCUGUUAAUAUUAUGACUUUUUCCUGUAGUGCCAAUUCCUAUUGGCACUACUAUUCAAUCAUUUGACCUGAAUUCAAAGUGUAAAUAAACAAACCGUAAAACACGCUUUUCAAACAAGAUGGCCGCCCUGACAUCACCCCAACCACGUAAACACAAAGAGUGGUGAAAAAAAUCCAUGUUUUCAAACGGCCAGUGAUAGUAUGACUAUUUGAUUUGUUUGGACUGGGACACCCAAGGUGUAAUGAAGUACUUUUGGAUUCUCCUGCAGCUAUUUGACAUUUUACCCAUCAGAGAUCUCCAUCGGCACCAAAUUACUUGUUUUCACUGCUUGUAAAAUCUUUAAGUGCGUCCAAUGUAACAUUUCUGUUCCUCACUGCAAAAAUAUUAACAGCAUCUGUUUUUAUGUACCUGCAUAUGUUUCCAUUCUUCUUGCACACCGUGUUUGAUACCAUCAAUAACGGCGUCCAGGGGGGCCGAGAGGACUUUGAAGGUUUCUUUUCUCUUCUUCUUUUUUUUUUAUUUUUAUUGUUUUUAAUAGUCCGAGAGCAUUUCUUAAACUUGGGGUUGGAGCAGAAACUAAAGGCUGUGGGUUCACUUCUGGCGUUCCUCCAACUUAUUCCAACUACAGCUGAGUCGGAUGUGCCUGCAGCCUGAGAGGCAGAACAAUAGAUUUUUAUUUUAUUAUGGGUCCCAGGAAGAAUUUCAGAGGCUCUGCUGUAUGCCGUCAGCCUGGUGACGAUGCCCUGCGCCACCGUUUUAGUCUGCAGCAUGCCACAGCAUGCCAAGCUCUUUCUAUAUAGGUUUGAAUCUCUUCUUUCUUUCCUUCUUUCUUUCUUUCUUCCUUUCUUUCUUUCUGGGAAAUACUCUGUUUUUGUUUUUCAGUUGUGUGGAGAAAAUAAUGAAAGUGUUUCAAAGAAAACAUUUUGCCUCCCGUGUAUUUUUAUAAGUACA